AUGGAUCGCAUGAAUAAGAUUCCAUAUGCAUCUGCAAUAGGAUCUAUCAUGUAUGCCAUGUUAUGUAAUCGACCAAAUGUCUUGUAUGCUUUAAGUGGAACGAGUAGGUACCAAUCUGAUCUCGGUGAUGCUCAUUGUGUAGCUGUCAAGAACAUCCUUAAGUACUUGAGAAGAACUAACGACUCAUUAUUGGUAUAUGAAGGUCAAGAAGAGCUUGCUGUAAUUGGAUACACCGAUGCUAGCUUCCAGACAGAUAAGGAUAAAUUUAUAUUGCAGUCUGGUUAUGUGUUCUGCUUAAAUGGUGACAUUGUAAGAUGGAAAAGUUCAAAGCAAGAUACAGUUGUUGUUUCUACAACUGAGACCGAGUACAUUGCUACCUCAAAUGCAGCAAAUGAAACAAUUUGGAUCAAGAAGUUCAUUAGGGACCUUGGCAUAGUCCCUAGCAUUGUGGAUCGCAUUGAUCUCUAUUAUGAUAACAAUGGUGCUAUCGCACAAGCUAAGAAGUCUAGAUCUCACCAAAGAUCCAAACACAUACUUAUGUGA
Vicia villosa (hairy vetch) is the source of this 543-nucleotide messenger RNA. RefSeq names its product secreted RxLR effector protein 161-like. Lineage: Eukaryota; Viridiplantae; Streptophyta; Magnoliopsida; Fabales; Fabaceae. The transcript has a single exon. The coding region runs from base 1 to 543 and encodes 180 amino acids. The record is from RefSeq and is a predicted model, not a curated record.